AUGCCGCCUCCCGCCACAGAUGAGCGUGUUUCUGCUGUGGGCUGUGACGACGGGUUGCGAUUCCCGGAGACGGUGGCCUCGGCCAAAACCUCCGCUCAUGCUCCGCCGCCUAUCCAACCUAGAACCAAAACUUUUUCGUUCGCUGCCAAGGUCAAAGGGCGUGUUGGCCGUCCGGCGGAUGUCCCGGUUCGAUCCUUUCAACAUGCUCUACAUGGUCGUCUCCUCCUUCGCAAGGGGAAUUCUCCUCGGUUUGCCUCUGACCUUUACUCGGAGCUCAACUCUCUUUGGAAUCCAACGUGUCCAUGGCAGAUCAUACCUCUCGGGAGAGGUUUCUCUACUUUAAAAUUCUCAGCGUCGGAAGAUUCUGCCAAUGCUUUCGCGAAGAGCUCAUGGCGUUUGAGCACUGGAAUCUUGCAUUUCCAGGCUUGGGUCCCUAACUUUGUUCCAUAUAAAGCCACUUCUACUCUCUCUCAGGUAUGGAUACGUGUGUUUAAUCUCCCUCAUGAAUAUUGGCAUCCUGAAGUGCUUUCCAGUAUUGCUCGACAUAUUGGAACACCUAUUAUCAUUGAUGUAAUUUCUGCUAAUGUUGCGGUUGGUCAUUUUGCUCGUAUUUUGGUUGAGAUAGAUGUUUUUGCUGAUGUGCCUGAUGUUUUAGAUGUUAAUUGUGGUGAAAAGGUUUUUGCUAUUGAGUUUGGCUAUGAGAAUCUUCCUUAUUUUUGUCAGACUUGCAAUGUUGUGGGCCAUGAUACUAACGUUUGCAGACGCAAUAUUUCUGAGACUGAGCCCCCUACCGUUGUCACGACCGAGAAUGCUAAAGGGAAGACCCCCACUCUGAUUCGCAAGGACGGCUGGCGUCGAGUCCCUUCCAAGAAUGCCGAGAUUGUGGCUCCAUUGGUCACGUCUAAUAAGGCCUCUCCUUCAUCGGGAGCUCUUCAUGGGGACGUUACUAUGGUGGUGCCCGUUGUGGAGGAUAUCCCUAUUCCUAACAUUGCCUCCCUCUCUUUGGGAUGA
This is a messenger RNA of Salvia miltiorrhiza (redroot sage), 1011 nucleotides long. RefSeq lists its product as uncharacterized. The record is from RefSeq and is a predicted model, not a curated record. The transcript is spliced from 2 exons. Bases 1 to 1011 code for a protein of 336 amino acids. NCBI's taxonomy places the organism in Eukaryota, Viridiplantae, Streptophyta, Magnoliopsida, Lamiales, Lamiaceae.